AUGGCCAGGGCCACCGAAACACAACAACUCGUGGCCACUCAAGCUCUAUCAAAGGUUCUCACGAACAAUGGCAUCAAACAUGGCAUAAGUGGCGGUUUUGCUGUCCGUCUGCUCGGCCGUAACCGCAGAACUGUGGAUGUCGACAUUUUAAUCGACAUGGCUGCUGAUACGAGACACGAUGUGACGCAGCUGUUGGUGCAGAAUGACGUCAAUAUUCCCGUGCUCCAUCCCGCUGUGCUCAUCUUGGCCAAGAUGAAACGGUGUGUCUACUAUAUCGGCAGCACACGCCCGCAGUCGAUCAGUAAGCUUCACAACGAUAUCUCGGACAUCAGAUUUAUCCUUGAAUGGCUCGUAAAGCACAGCGAAAAGGUCGAUUUCGUCGGCUACCAAUCGACUACCGCUGACCGUCUCUACAAGGAUACUACGGAUCUCGUUAACCACUAG
Molecule: messenger RNA, 444 nt
Organism: Scedosporium apiospermum
Lineage: Eukaryota; Fungi; Ascomycota; Sordariomycetes; Microascales; Microascaceae
Exons: 2
Coding region: 1-444 (147 amino acids)
Source: RefSeq, a predicted model, not a curated record